This is a messenger RNA of Ictalurus punctatus (channel catfish), 1270 nucleotides long. It is a transcript of the gene mtnr1bb, whose product is annotated as melatonin receptor 1Bb. The transcript has a single exon. Gene Ontology annotation, biological process: G protein-coupled receptor signaling pathway. The record is from RefSeq and is a predicted model, not a curated record. Gene Ontology annotation, cellular component: membrane. Gene Ontology annotation, molecular function: melatonin receptor activity. The annotation marks the transcript as partial. NCBI's taxonomy places the organism in Eukaryota, Metazoa, Chordata, Actinopteri, Siluriformes, Ictaluridae.
UUGGUGUUAUUUUGGUCAAAUGAAAAUAGGAAUUGGUGUCCCACAAAAGCAGCUCUGCUAUUUAUUUAUUUUUAUUUUUUAAACUUUCUUAUCCUUCUUACAGGUAACAUGUUUGUGGUUAGCCUGGCCUUUGCUGACUUGGUGGUGGCUUUUUACCCAUACCCACUGGUCCUGUAUGCACUGUUCCAUGAUGGAUGGUCGCUGGGGGACACACAAUGCCAAGUGAGUGGCUUCCUAAUGGGCCUGAGUGUAAUCGGUUCAGUGUUCAACAUCACAGGCAUUGCUAUCAACCGCUACUGCUACAUUUGCCACAGCUUUGCCUAUGGGCGUCUCUAUAGCUUCCGCAACACAUUGAUACUGGUGGCACUCAUCUGGAUGCUAACUGUGCUGGCCAUCCUCCCCAACUUCUUUGUAGGCUCACUGAGCUAUGACCCCAGGGUCUACUCAUGCACAUUCACACAGACAACCAGCAGCUCAUACACAGUGGCAGUGGUGGUGGUGCACUUCCUGGUACCCAUUGCAGUGGUGACUUUCUGCUACCUCCGUAUCUGGGUGCUGGUCAUCCAGGUCCGGCGCAAAGUGAAGAUGAAGGAGCAUGGCAGGGUGCGACCCAGCGACCUGCGAAACUUUGUCACCAUGUUUGUGGUGUUCGUGCUGUUUGCCAUCUGCUGGGCUCCACUGAACCUUAUUGGCCUGGUGGUGGCUAUGGACCCAGAAGUAAUGGCCCCUCGUAUCCCUGAGUGGCUGUUUGUGGUCAGCUAUUUUAUGGCCUACUUCAACAGCUGCCUCAAUGCCAUCAUCUAUGGGCUGCUCAACCGGAAUUUUCGUAAGGAGUACAAGCGUAUUGUAACAUCGGUGUGGAUACCACAGUGGUUUGUAUCGGAAACAUCUAGAGUUGCCACAGAUGGCAUGCGAACCAAACCCUCACCAGCCAUUAACAAUGAAUGAAUACGACACACAGACUCACUUUUCUCUCUUGCCUCAAAUGGGAAAUAAAGUUUAGAGAAAGGCUCACUUCAAGCCCAAUUUUUUUAAUGAGCAUGUCAUCACCUGUCAUUUGUGAAAUUUGUUCAUGUCUUUUUACACAGCUCAGGGUGCUUGUUUUCUUUUUGCCACUGUGGAAAUAUCAGUUUCUAAGCACUGUUAUUUUUUUUCAUCGUUUACGCUGAAACUAAGUAAAUUCUACAUGGUUUGUUUUAACACAAUUUCUGCUGGUGACAUAAAAGAAUUUUGUCUCAUGCAUUUAUUAAAGAUGUUUUGGCACAUUUUU